AUGUUUGCCCUGAGAUGCUUUACAGUAUGGAGGACUGUAUUGAGGUCAUCCUUGAGGAGCACAGCAGCAGGUGGUUCAGUCAUCAGCAGUGUCACCUUACUGAUCGGAUCUGCCUUCGCUGGAGUCUACAGACUCUGGGCCAUGUUCUGCAUGCCUGGACUGAGAGUCCCUUUCAGACUAAAGGUGCCAUUUUUACCUUCAACAAAAGAACAAACUCUAAAUGUUAUCAAGCUUCUAGAAGGACGCAAAGGCCAUCUGGCUGACCUGGGAUCAGGCGAUGGACGUUUGGCUUUUGCAGCACCGUCAAUGGGAUUUCAAUGCACAGGUUUUGAAAUAAACUCCAUGUUAUUGGCCUGUUCAAGGAGUAAAGCAUGGUGGCGUGGAGUACCGCACACUGAUAUUCAUUUUGUCAAACAGGACUUCUGGAAGACUGAUCUGUCCAAAUACAGAAACGUGGCCGUGUUUCUGGCUCCUGCAGUGAUGGGGGUUCUGGAAGAGAAGUUGUUAAAGAAACUUCCUGAGGAUGCCAGAGUCAUUGUGUGCCGUUUCCCUUUUCCUCACUGGCCCCACAGCUGCACUGCUGGAUCUGGAUUAAACCAGGUCUGGGCUUAUGAUGUCCACACUGCUAGAGAACCGUCCAGAACAUCUUCUCACCAAUCAUACGUCUGA
Molecule: messenger RNA, 669 nt
Organism: Sinocyclocheilus rhinocerous
Lineage: Eukaryota; Metazoa; Chordata; Actinopteri; Cypriniformes; Cyprinidae
Product: protein FAM173B-like
Exons: 5
Coding region: 1-669 (222 amino acids)
Biological process (GO): peptidyl-lysine trimethylation; regulation of mitochondrial ATP synthesis coupled proton transport; positive regulation of proton-transporting ATP synthase activity, rotational mechanism
Cellular component (GO): mitochondrion
Molecular function (GO): protein-lysine N-methyltransferase activity
Source: RefSeq, a predicted model, not a curated record